CUUCGUAGUUCGUACGCACCUCGUCCAGACGUCCACCAUCCAACCCUUCAUUUUUCUCUCUCCUCCUUACACCGUCAAAGGCGAUAUCCGAAUCCUAUCGAAGAUGUUGAGGGUGGCGGCAAGGCGCCUCUCUUCUCUCUCCUCUUCUUCAUGGCGUCCCGCCGCCUCUUCCUCUGUCGUCUCCAAAUCCCCUCUGUCUCGCGACGACCAGGAGUCCAGUUCCACCUCCUUGUUCUUACCCUAUUAUUAUACUCACCUUCGAGUGGGAGCAAGGAUACAUACAACUGCCACCAAAGAAGCUGGGAAUUUUGGAACGUCAAGUCACAUGAACUUUGUCAAGAAUCCCUUAGAUAAGAGGGAAGCUACUGCCUUAGAUAAGAGGGAAGCUCCCGGACAACGCCAAGACAAUGCUGCAGAAAAGUUGGAUAUUGUACACAUUAAGUUGAUCAAGAACAAUACUUUUGUCUCCAUUACCGAUUCCAAGGGGAACAAAAAGGUAGGAGCAUCUUCAGGAUGCCUGGAAGAAAUGAAAGGUGGUCCGAAGCUUUCACGAUAUGCUGCGGAAGCAACAGCAGAACAUGUGGGAAGACUUGCAAGAAAUCUUGGCUUGAAAUCAGUUGUCAUGAGAGUAAAUGGGUUCACUCACUUUAAGAAGAAGAAGCAAGCAAUUCUUAGCUGGAGAGAAGGCUACACUUUUGGUAAAGGAGAUCAUACACCUAUUGCAUAUAUUGAAGAUACCACUCGGCGUCCACACAAUGGAUGCCGACUUCCAAAGAAGCGUCGUGUCUAAGUGGUUUUGGGGUGGAUAUCUAUGACUAAUGAGAAAAAUGAAACACAUUUUGGAUCAUUUAGGCAUUUUAUUUGUAUUUUAUUGAUGUUGAAAGCUCUUGAAUUAGAGUCCAUCUAAUUUAGUUAGAUUCCAAUUUUGAAAGUACUUUUAGUCAUAAGCCUAAUAAACGUACUCGUGUGUUUUAUUUAAACUCUUUUCAUAACAUCAAAAUGUUGUGCAACA
Messenger RNA from Chenopodium quinoa (quinoa), 1012 nucleotides. Its product is annotated as probable ribosomal protein S11, mitochondrial. Gene Ontology annotation, biological process: translation; ribosomal small subunit assembly; maturation of SSU-rRNA from tricistronic rRNA transcript (SSU-rRNA, 5.8S rRNA, LSU-rRNA). Gene Ontology annotation, cellular component: ribosome; mitochondrial small ribosomal subunit. Lineage: Eukaryota; Viridiplantae; Streptophyta; Magnoliopsida; Caryophyllales; Amaranthaceae. The transcript is spliced from 2 exons. Gene Ontology annotation, molecular function: structural constituent of ribosome; small ribosomal subunit rRNA binding; mRNA 5'-UTR binding. The coding region runs from base 104 to 790 and encodes 228 amino acids. The record is from RefSeq and is a predicted model, not a curated record.